Lineus longissimus is the source of this 8922-nucleotide messenger RNA. RefSeq lists its product as uncharacterized. Gene Ontology annotation, molecular function: protein serine/threonine phosphatase activity; calcium ion binding. Bases 46 to 2436 code for a protein of 796 amino acids. Gene Ontology annotation, cellular component: cytoplasm; nucleus. The transcript is spliced from 14 exons. The record is from RefSeq and is a predicted model, not a curated record. Lineage: Eukaryota; Metazoa; Nemertea; Pilidiophora; Heteronemertea; Lineidae.
UCGAAGCGGCGAAGAAGUUCUGAAAUUGACUCAGAGUCAGAAAUUAUGCCUAAUUCUUGCGAAACGGGAGACUUGAUCAGUCUUCUUAUUCCACGCGAAGAAGACUCAAGAUAUAUAUUUUUGAAAAAUCAUGAUAAAGGACUGUGGCUUCCUUUUGCUUUUUUGCAAGAAGGAGAAACUUUCAAGACCGCUGCACAGAGAAUCGCUUACCAGGUAACUGGAUGCAAGGUUCACCUGCAGGGAGUCCUGAGGACCCACUUCCAGACAUCACCCGCCACAGAUGCCAAAGUGACCCAGGUCACAUUUCUAACCCAUCCGCUCAGUUCAUGUACUUCAAUCAGUAAUGGACAAGGGUUCAAGUGGUUGUCGGCUGAUGAAUUGGCCCAACUUGAAACAAAAGAACUGUUAGGACCUGAACCACUUCAGUUGGUUCAACAGGUUGAGAAAGGUGGUGCUAUUACACCAUUGUCAAUGAUCACUGAACACAAAAUUGAGUACAUCGACGACUGCAAUCAAUCCUCACCACAAGAGCAUCUGAUCAAAUCGGCCAAACUUGGAAAACUCGAGCAAGAAUGGAUUUUCCAGGAGUUCUGCGAAUAUUGCCAUCCAAGCACCUUCAUGAACGAAACCGUCUUUGAAAAAUAUAUCACAGACAAAGGAGCAAAGUCAGAGACUGUGCCGGACUUGUUUCGGGCCUUUGACAUCCACAAGAGGAAAUUACUGAAUUUCCGUGACAUUCUACUCGGCUUGGCUGCUAUGGAACCAUCAACCCAACACGGUGGUACUCCCGCAGAAAUGAGGUGUCGAUAUAUAUUUCGGUUUUAUGACAGUAAUGGUGACGGUCUUCUCCAGUUUGCUGAAUAUAAGGCUUUGGUGUCGGAUAUCCGUUUAGCCAAGAAUCUACCUGUAGAUGAUGAUAAGGUGGAGAAGGAAGCAUUAGAAACUGCUAAAGUGUUUGGUGAAGAUCUCAAAGACCAGCUUCCGAUGCCUGAUUUUCUGUUGGCAGUUGGCCAGCUGAAGUUCCGUGGAACGUCUGCGUUAUUACGAUUACAGCAGUCGUGUGUUUCUUCCUAUCGAGAGAAUAAAAAACAACGUCUUGCCAGCAUAGAUGAUGACAAAGGUCCCCUUAUGCCACCAGCCAAAAGAACUAAAACAGUAGAAGAAAAUGCAACCGGAAAUUUCUCGAGCAUGGAUGUUGAUGUGAAAUCGUGUUUCAAGGCUCCCCAAGAACGACGUCGAGAAAGUACACCAAUCGCCUGUAGAACGUAUGAACUUGCCACUCAUACUGUAAAAGUUCGUAGGACGGGUACGCUAUCAGAUGUUCAAGCCAUAUGGGACCUGACGGGCACAGCUGCUGUGAGUGGAAGUGCUGAGCGGCAUCUUGAGGGGAAUAAAUCAAGAUUUGAACGAAUGCCCUCAAUGGAUACAUUUAAUCAGAGAUCACAUGCAAACGAAAUGCUUACUGGACUGCGGUAUUUUGAGAGGGCAAUAAAGCCAGAUGGCGACCAAGAAGGCAAGCCUGCAUUUGACUGGGGACAGGUUGACAAGAAAGCUCUGGCUAAGUGCCUUCUAGCGUUGUGUCGACAAGCUAAGCAGAUUAUGAAGGAAGAGACACGACUUAUAAGGGUGAAGUCACCAACUUACAUACUAGGUGACAUCCACGGCAACUUCCACGAUCUCGUCUGCUUUGAGAAGGUCCUCUGGCGAAUGGGUCCCCAUCUCACACCUGCCAAUUUCUUAUUUCUUGGCGACUAUGUCGAUCGGGGCGAGAAUGGCGUUGAGGUUGUGGCCUAUCUAUUAGCACAGAAAUUAUUGGCGCCAACAAAGUUCUAUUUGUUGCGAGGCAACCAUGAAUUGAGAACUGUCCAAAAGAUGUUUACCUUCCAUUCAGAAUGCCUCGAGAAAUUUGGAGACACAAUUGGCGGUCAAAUAUGGAAUGCCAUCAACGAAUGUUUUGAUGUAAUGCCGCUGGCGGCAACCGUUGACGACAAGAUAUUCUGUGUGCAUGGUGGCAUACCUUCCCCAAACAACUGUCCAUUCAUUGAGAAUAUCAACCAAGUGCCUUGCCCUCUCGUCGAACCAGAUAUAGAAAGUCCACUAACAUGGGAAUUACUCUGGAGUGACCCACUCAGUGGGGAAGUAACAGAGCCAGACAAACUGGAAGAACUGAAGGAAAACAAAGGAUUCAUCCACAAUACACGGCGAGGGACAGCAUUCUUCUUCAGCUGUGAUGCUCUACAUUCUUUUCUGAAGCGCAACAAUCUCUCUCAUGUCAUCCGGGCUCAUGAAGUUCAACAGGUCGGAUUCAAGGUGCAACAAAAGGGUAAAUUACUGACGGUGUUCUCAUCGUCACACUACUGUGGUGGAUCAAAUGAAGCAGCAUGUGUCCUUGCGGAUAAUUUGAAAUUGAGGACAAUUCGACUGGAUACAACUUAGGAGAACAGUUCGGUAUUUCGCAUUGUUAUCUGUAUGUCUGGUCUUUCUACUCUCAUAUGGGACUGCCAACUUAGAACUGGGGUCGUUCAUAAUGUUUGCAUGCACCGUAGUGCUAUACAUGUACAUACAUCUAUACAUGUAAGCGUACAAUAUGAACGCAUGGGUUGAAGAAACUGAUUUCGAUCUGGGCGUUGUGACUCAAUCGGUGUUAGACAUAAUGCCAACGCUUAACUAAAGCAAUACGCAAACUAGACAUUUAAAUCACAGCAACCUGUAAUUAUAAUCGCUGCUAUAUGCAACAAAAAUAUCUCUUGUCUGCUGGUUAAACCGGUAAUCACUGGGUUUGAAAUACAGUAGAACCUCUCUAUUAUAAAGGACACUCUUGGGACUGGCAAAUGCUGUCCUUAAUAGAGAAGUGUCCAGAUUAGAGAGGUCAAAUUGAAUGGAAAGUACCAAUUUGGGACCAAACCUAGUGUCCUUAAUAGAGAGGUUGUCCUCAAUAGAGCCUGAUAUUGGCUGGCAGCUUGUUCCAAAGAAAGGGACCACUCGCCGAAAUUCUUCUGUCCCCAAACAAGGCCUUUGUGCACUUUGGUUGAAGCUUGAAGCUAGAAACAGACACUGUGAGUGUGAUCACCAAUUUUUGUUGCCGGCCCCUGAGAUGGCCAACGCGAACGAGCAAUAUUCAUCACAUGCGAUCAUGAUCGCAGAUCGCAGCAUGUACGAUGCGCUUAAACAUUAUCUGCUUCAGUAGAUGUCCGGAUAUCAACAUCAACGAUUUUGACUUAUCAACAUACAACAUCAUCUGCUGUUAGUUCCAAAAUAUACUGGUAGAUGGAAUCGUCAUUUAGUUACUAUAUUUCUUGUAUUAUACAGAGGGCACGGGCGCGUGUGUAAUUGCUCCCUUUAAUCGACUAAAUACGCACGCGAUGGGUAUAAUUGACCGAUACCCCCCUGCCCCACCACCUGGUACGGUUAAGGUAAGGGUUAGGGUUAGGGUUAGCAUUAUAUCACUAUAUAUAUAAGGACCUGUGUAUAUUAUGCAAAAUUUUUCGAUUGUUGGCAUCUGCCCAGGUGGCUACAUGGGUAGAGCGGUAUGCCUGUCCUGCUGAAUGUUGCUGGAUCGAAUCCCACUCACGGCUCUGGCCUUUUUCUAGUUCUUCUCCCUACCUUGUAACUUUUUUGGUGAAAAUUACAAGUUAAAACGUAACUGACGAUGUUGUAUGGUAAAAAGUCAUUUCCAAUAUCAACGUAACUGUUUCUGCCAAUUGAGCCAUCCGGCCCAGAACCACAUGUAUCUGCGCAGCUCACAUCUCUCUUCAUUCAGUUCUUUCCAUGUUUUUCCUUAAGGGAACAAAUUGGUUGUUUUGCUUGUACUGUGCAAUUUUCUUUGAAGAAUGAAAACUUUACGGUCGAAUGACGAACGAGAUGCAGUGACUUUAUUGCAUGUGUGUCAUGAUUUACUGGGCGUAAGCCCUAUCCUUACUGAAUCAUGUGUCAGACUACUUACACAAUGUUACAUUUAAAUACAGUAGAACCUCUCUAUUAUGGACACCCUCGGGACUGACAAGUGCUGUCCUUAAUAGAGAGGUGUCCUGAUUAGAGAGGUCAAAUCGCGUGGAAACAACCAAUUUGGGACCAAAACUAGUGUCCUUAAUCGAGAUGUUGUUCUUAAUAAAGAGGUGUCCGCUAACAGAGGUUCCACUGUACUUCCAAUUUCCAGGAAACUUAAAUUCAUUCCAAAAUUAUUUAAAGUGAAGUUUUAUGUAUGAGAAAGACUGUCAUAUUAAAAUUAUUUUGAUAGUAUUGUGAAAAUAUCAUUUUUGGUGUGUGUAAUUCAACUUGAUCUGAAUAUUUUUGGUACCGGCUGUCCUGAUGUGGUGCCCAUCAAGUGGGCAAAAAUUCACAAAACGCACAGUAUUUAUACGAGGUGUGAUGAACUUGUUGUAAUUUCUUUCUGAUCAGAGAUUAUUUGUCUGAUUACUGGUUUUCCAAUGGCCAAUAGAACAAAACUAUGUCAAGAUCAAAAUCAUGUUUUCUUGUACAUAGAGUUAGAGCAUUUGUUUCCGGAGCACGGAAAAAGUGAUAAAAGUUUAGUUUGGUGACUUGCACGAACUUUUAAAUACACUUUUUCAGUGCGACCAUUGUCCUAAUGGAUAUACAUGUAUAAUGUCUUUUGUUGAAACUUUUAUCUCAAGUCAUUUGAUUUAUUACAGAAAACAUUCUUCGAAAUGUUAUGUGAAUUAAGUAAUGUGUUUGCUGUUGAUAAGUGAGUUUAUAUGUGAUCUAUCCAUUUUCUUCCAAAUAAUUCUCUCAUUAGGAAGAAAUCAGACAUUUUAUGUUGAAAUAUUUUUACAAACAUGUACUUGUAAUUCUGUAUUGUUUUUUUGUGCAUAAUGAUAAUGUGGGUACCAUAGUUAGCAGUGUGCGUAGUUAGUAGCAGGUACAAUAAAGUAGCAGGACUUACAUAUAUGUAGGAACAAUACAAGUAUCUUUUAGUAGCUUUUUGAACCAUACUUUUCAGAGGGGCUUAAGGCAGGAGCAAAUGGAUCCCAUUGAUGGUCUUUGGAUGUCCAAUAGGCGCAGUAAUGGAACUCAAUUUGACUAUUGAUAAUGUAAUGGGUUCUGUAUACUAUUAAAUCUGCUGUACAUUUUGUAUAUAAUGACUGUCCAGCUCAUAUACUGUAUAUUGAUACAUGUAGUAACACCUACAUGUACAUCAUGCAAUAUCUCUAAAACUAGUAAACCGUUUUCAAUGCAAUUUUUCGCCAUAGAGUCAGAAUUUGUUUUGUUCACCUUAUGAGAAUGACAACAAUGGUGUGCAGUUGUGGCUGCAUUAUAAAAUCAGCAAUUAAAAAAAGGUUUGAAACUUUUUUGAUUUAAGAAAAAAAACAGGAAUAAGAGCAAGAUAUAUUAAGAGAGUCUGUCUUGUUUUUAUGCUGAUGUCAUAUCCUUGUUCUGAAAUACAACACCUCCUACCUUAUUAUCUGGGCCAAUUAUAAAAGUGGGACAUGAGAUCAUUGUGCUAUUGUCUUGGCCGGAAGGUUCAUUAAAGGCCAUAUAUCAAGGUUUUUUGCCAUUUUCUGCUGUAAGACGAUUUCAAAAGUGUACCUAACACUUUAUACAAUACAGAAAACCAAAUGCAAUUAGCUCCAUCCAUUUUGAAGAUAUAGCCAAUUAUGUGUUUGACAACUUGAUUACCUAAUCAGGCUAGCAACUGGCUUGUUAGAGCCAGGCGGCGGGUUAAGCAAAAGUCGUGAUGUAGAUCAGGUUAUCUGUACAUGUCAUGCAAUCAUAAAAGCAGGAGGGCCUUAAUUAAUUAUGCACACCUGGAAGUAAUGUGUUUCAUUCACUAUGGUGUAUUGUGUGGCUCCGAAUUGUGUCAAGGAUAGCACAAAGAACAAUCGAAUGACGGAUGGGACCCAUUUUCAUGAAUUUCCAAAGCCAGUUGAACGAGAGAGGAGGAAGCUGUGGAUUCGGAAGUGCAAACGUUUGGAGUGUUGGAAGCCUGGGCCUUCGGCCAAACUUUGCAGUGAUCACUUUAUCGAUACGGAUUAUCACAUGAAGCCGGAUAUCUGCAUCCAACUGAAUAUUAAAUGCCACUUGUUAAAAACAGCUGUUCCAACCAUGUCAAUUGCAUUUAAUGCCCGAGGCUGCUGAGGUCGGUUGUUAUACAUAAUGUGUAGGCCCUAUUGGGGCCUGUGAUACCACAUAGUGUCUUCUUGUGUUCCAGCCAUAGCAAGGUGACAGCGACACAGGUCAGUGUCAGUGACAGCCACUGUCAAUGACAGAUUAUUGUCAUCUGACAUCUAGGCCUAUCUAACGUUGCACGGCAUUAUAUCGUCACGUCAAGAUGAUUGUGCAUAAUACCGUCACUUUUCAAUAGUAGUUCAGCGUCAUGACAUAACUGGCGAUACAACACAGACGAGGCCAAAACAAUAUUGUGCAACAUUAGUCUGUUCAAAAAUCAUACAUGUUAUGCAUCUGCAACCGUCUAUCAAUGUCUUCUUUGCUAUAUCGGCAGAUCUGCCAUGCAAAUUGAUUAACCACAAAUUCUAAUCACUUUCGUCCGAAUGAUCACUCUCAUUAUGAUCUCGUGAUAUUAAUGGCUCGAACAUGUACGGCUCAACGUUUAAAUAUCCUUCUGUAUCGACCAAAACAUCCUCAAAUUCACUGCUCUCACUCUCUGAACUGUAUGCGGAAGCCAUCUUGCUUUGUUCUGACUGACCUGAUCUACGUCAUCAAAAAAUCCCUAGCGGCCACAUGUGGAACUAAUCUAAAGUUGUGUGUGGUGGGAAAUUCAAAUAGUAUAAAAUUGAAAAUUGAAAUAACUAAAUAAUGACUUUAUUAUUAGAAUUUUUUUAAUGUCUGGGAUCUUGUUUUUUUAACCCUCAACAUAUUUCAUGAGUAUCAAGCAUGUUUUCAAACCUUGAUAUAUGGCCUUUAAAGCAUAGGUUUUGGCUCACCGUAGGGGAGUCUAUACAACACCACUGUGUCUAUCGUCUGUAUCGUUUCAAAAAUAGUGGCACGUUUCUUAACCACUGGAGCUAUGAACUUGAAACUUUGUACACAGGAACCCCCUCCCCCAGGUCAGCAAGGAUACAUCACAUAUCCUACGGGGUUUUUUUUUGACCCAAUUUUCAAGGUCACAGAGAUCAAGUGGUGUAAUACGCCAUUUGAGUGUAACUAUGGCACGUUUCUUAACCGCUAGAGCUAUGAACUUGAAAUUUGGUACACAAGACUCCCUACGUCAGUGGCACGUUUCUUAACCCCUGGGCCUAUGAACUUGAAACUUUGUACACAGGACCCCUAAAGGUUAGGUGACCUCCGACACUUAACUUUCAGUCCGAUCUCAUUCUCGACGUGACCAACAGGGGGCCAUAAAUGAAAACUUUAAAAGUGUGAUAACUCUCUUAUAAGUGAGUCUUUUUUUCAAUAAAAUUCUCCCAGCAAGGAUACAUAACAUAUUAUACCAGUUUUUUAUUUGACCUACUUUUCAAGGUCACAGAGGUCAAAUUGCAUAAAUUGGCCAUUUGAGUGUAACUAUGGCAAGUUUCUUAAUGACAUUGGUCUCACAUUUGGUACACAUGUACGGUACCCUGUUCAGGUGAUCUCGGGCUGAAGUUUGGUCGAUCAGAUUCACUGCUUGGCCAGCAGGGGGCCAAAUCUGAAAACCUUAAAAAUGCGAUAACUGCUUUACUACUUGCCCGAAGAUAACCUCCAUCACAAAGUUUCGGUCAAAUAACUGCGGUGACCAUUGAUCUCACAUUUGGUACACGUGUACCGUACCCUUUAGUCAGGUGAUCUCAGAGGCCGGGGUUUGGUUCAAUCUGAUUGAUUGCUUGGCCAGCAGGGGGCCAAAUCUGAAAACCUCAGAAAUGCGUUUGCUUUACUACCACUGUUAUACUGCUUGCCCGAUUGCCACCAAUCUGAUAUCAUGGGUACAUCUAACCACCAUAUGCAGUAAUAUAUGUCACAUGGGUUUUUGAUUUGACCCACUUUUCAAUGUCACGGAAUAAGUGGCAUAAAAUUUAUAUUUGGCUAUAUACUAUAACAUGUUUCUUAACCAGCAUGAAUUCUUAACCACAAAAUAUCUAUACGGUGAGCGCAAUGGCCUCUUCUCUUUUCAUUAGUGAGAGUCUUUUAUUACCAUCCCACGCACAAAUUUAGACAAACUAUAUGUGGAACAAUUCAUCAGAAGAUUAGAAAUCCACGACUCGUGAUAAUGAUGAUGAUGAUUACAAAAGAAGCAUGAUGUUAACAGCGAAUUGAAUAUCCAAGCCCAAAAUGCUCAUACUAACCUGGACAAACUCUUAUUAUUUGUGACCCGUCACAGCAAAACCAGGCGCUUGUCACACAAAAGAUGAGCCUGAAUGACACCAGAAGAUAAUGCAGGAAAUUGAUGUGCUCGUAUUUCACAAAAGGCAGACGAGAAGUUAACAAACAGUUCGUCUCAACCUGCCAAGCUCAAAGCGACAUGCAUCUGGUUUUGCUGUGACGGGUCACAUUUGUGAGGGCAAAGCCCUAUAUUCGGCUGAAUCAUAUCAAGUGGCACAAUUGGACUUGAAUCAGUGUCAUGAUUUAAAUAAAAAAUACCUUAUAUGCAACCCGAUUUCCAAAAUGCUGUUUCAUUCUCCAAGGCAGAGGUUACAAUGAAUUCUGUGGGGGUUAACCUCUUCAUCGCACUUUGAAAUCCUACUUCUUUACUGUGCUGUGGACAUACUGAAAACCUCUUGCCACCCGGGAAAAAAAUACGAGUGGGCACUUCCCUGCUUGUGAAGACGUUUAAAAGUGACUGAUUUGUUGCUUUUGAAUUGUGAUUGUGUAAGUAAAUGUAAUUGUGAGACGCGUGUAGCGUAAGUAGGUUUGCUUGUCUUGUGUAUUUUUUAUGUUGAAUAUAGAAAAAGAAUAGCAUCUGUAUAUAAUACAGUUUUUACCAAUUAUGAUGAAAAUUAUUUAUAUAUUUUGUUGCAAAUACAUGUCAAUCUC